AAUGCAGACUCCACCGUCGUCUCCAUUGCUGAGAACCCCACCGCCGUUGAGCAGACCGCUGCCAUCAAGGCGCUGUCUCCCGACCUGGAGGGAAUCACCGACACCCUUCACGCCGCCACUAAGGCCGCCGCCACUAGCGCUUUCUGGGACAUCGAUGGAACUGAGCUCGUGAGCACUGUUCUGGGUCUCGUUUCUGAGAUUGUGUACACUGUCAAGUCUGUCGUUGCCAAGGUUGGCCUCGUGGACGACCUCCAAACCAUCCUGCAGCCUCUCCUGGUCGUUCUCGGAAGCCUGAUCAAGUCUCUGGACCUCGUUGUCGGUGGACUGCUUGCGGAGGUUGAGGGUCUUGUCAACUCCGUUCUCGGCACUGUCUCCAGCCUUCUGUCUGGGCUUCUCUAA
Molecule: messenger RNA, 399 nt
Organism: Cryphonectria parasitica EP155
Lineage: Eukaryota; Fungi; Ascomycota; Sordariomycetes; Diaporthales; Cryphonectriaceae
Exons: 2
Source: RefSeq, a predicted model, not a curated record